Molecule: messenger RNA, 465 nt
Organism: Aspergillus oryzae RIB40
Lineage: Eukaryota; Fungi; Ascomycota; Eurotiomycetes; Eurotiales; Aspergillaceae
Exons: 3
Coding region: 1-465 (154 amino acids)
Source: RefSeq, a predicted model, not a curated record
AUGGCCCCGACAAUCUUCGGCAUUGGCACGGGUCCUGUCAACCGGCUCUCGAUCCAGAUCCCCGCCCUCAUCCGCCGUGCCUUGCACUACGGACAUGCUGUGGUCAUCGGGGAUGGACAGGCCGAGUGGGACCAUGUUCACAUCGCCGAUCUAGUGACCCUGUUCGAGUUGGUUCUAGUGAAGGUGUUGAAGGGAGAGGAUGUGCCGUACGGAGCCAAGGGAUUGUUGUUCGCAGAGACGGGUCGUCAUACCUGGAUGGAUGUGUCUCGUGGCAUUGCCGCGGCGGGUUCAGAGCUGGGCUUAUUGGCGACGGAUGAAGUUCGUAGUGUGUCCCUCCCAGAGGCUGCCGCCUGGGCCUCAAAUGGCAAUGCGCAGGUGCGAGAGCUGGGUUUUGCAUCCAAAGGCAGGGUAACUCGGCUGGGGAAUGGCCAGAAAGUCCAAAUUAGCAUAACUCUGGUAACGUAG